Pseudogymnoascus destructans is the source of this 1824-nucleotide messenger RNA. It is a transcript of the gene FRS1, whose product is annotated as phenylalanine--tRNA ligase subunit beta. Gene Ontology annotation, molecular function: ATP binding; phenylalanine-tRNA ligase activity; magnesium ion binding. Lineage: Eukaryota; Fungi; Ascomycota; Leotiomycetes; Thelebolales; Thelebolaceae. Gene Ontology annotation, biological process: phenylalanyl-tRNA aminoacylation. The record is from RefSeq and is a predicted model, not a curated record. Gene Ontology annotation, cellular component: cytoplasm; phenylalanine-tRNA ligase complex. Bases 1 to 1824 code for a protein of 607 amino acids. The transcript is spliced from 3 exons.
AUGCCUACCAUCAGCGUUGACAAAGCGGAGUUGUUCAAGGCUCUUGGCCGAGAAUACACCACCGAUGAAUUCGAAGAGUUAUGCUUCGAGUUCGGAAUCGAACUUGACGAGGAUACCUCGAAUAGCCCACGGCCGAUCGUUAACGGCAAGGAGGAGGCACCACAACUUAAAAUCGAGAUCCCCGCAAACCGCUAUGAUAUGCUGUGUUUCGAGGGCAUUGCCCUCAUGCUUCAGAUCUUCCUCGGGAAAUUCCCAUUGCCAAACUACAAGCUGGUGACACCGGCGAGCGGAGAGUUACAAACCCUCACAGUGUCGAAGGAGACUGCAGAAGUCCGCCCGUACGUCUCAGCAGCCAUCUUGCGGAAUGUCACCUUCACACAAGCAAGCUACGACUCUUUCAUUGCACUCCAAGAUAAGCUGCAUGCCAACUUGGCCCGCAACAGGACGCUGGCAUCCAUCGGAACUCACGACCUCGAUACUCUCCAGGGACCUUUCACAUACGAGGCGCUGCCACCAAAGGAUAUCAGCUUCAUCCCUCUGAACCAGACCAAGAAGUUGAACGGCGAGGAGAUUAUACAGUUCUAUGAAACUGACAAGCACCUUGGCAAGUUCCUCCACAUCAUCCGCGACAAGCCAGAAUACCCUGUUGUCUACGACUCGAAGAGGACUGUCUGCUCGUUACCCCCCAUCAUCAACGGAGAGCACUCUAAAAUCACACUUAAAUCGAGGAAUGUCUUCAUCGAGUGCACAGCGACAGACAAGACCAAGGUCGAGAUUGUAAACAACAUCGUGGUCUCGAUGUUCUCACAGUACUGUGCGGAGCCUUUCACAAUUGAGCCAGUCAAGGUUAUUUCAGAGCACAAUGGCGAGACCAGGAUCACCCCGGAUCUUACCUACCGCCGCUUUGAAGCAGAGGUCGACUAUAUCAACAACUGCUGUGGUCUCUCAGAAACCCCUGAACGCCUCUGUGAGCUCCUCACCAAGAUGUGCUACAAGGCCACCCCUUCCUCGACCGACAAGAACAUCCUCGACGUCUCCAUCCCGCAAACCCGUGCUGACGUCCUGCACCAAUGCGAUAUCAUGGAAGAUGUUGCCGUCGCCUACGGCUUCAACAGGCUCCCGAGGAGCAACCCCAACAAGUCCGCCACCAUCGCCAAGCCCCUGCCCAUCAACAAGCUCGGCGAUAUUGUCCGCCUUGAGUCCGCCAUGGCCGGAUGGACCGAAGUCAUGCCGCUGAUCCUGUGCGCUCGCGACGAGAACUUCAGCUGGCUCAACCGCAAGGACAACAACACGGCCAUCACGCUCGCUAACCCCAAGACCGCAGAGUACCAAAUUGUGCGCACCUCGCUCCUCCCCGGUCUCCUGAAGACCAUCCGCGAGAACAAGAAGCACAGUCUCCCAAUCAAGGUCUUCGAGGUCUCGGAUGUGGCUUUCAAGGAUGAGACGCUCGAGCGCAAGGCCCGCAACGAGCGUCACUUUGCUGCUGCGUGGUACGGAAAGACUAGCGGCUUCGAGAUGGUACACGGUCUUCUCGACCGCGUCUUGUUGAUGCUGAAGCAGGAUUUUCUAAUUGCAGCAGAUGUGACGAGCAAGAGCUUGGACUACAAGGUUUCCGAGAACCCGACGAAGCAGAACGGAUACUGGAUCGAGGAGAUCAACGAGGAGACUUUCUUCGCUGGCCACGCGGCUGCAAUCUGGCUCCGGAUAGAUGGAAAGGAGGUGAGGGUUGGAGAGUUCGGAAUCCUGCAUCCUACCGUGCUUGAGAAGUUCGAGCUGAGAUACCCGGUUAGCACGCUAGAGAUCAACUUGGAGGUGUUCUUAUGA